GUUUUUGCUCGGGUUAUGGCCUUCUCGUUUGUAUUACUGGGUUCGAUUGGGGAGAUUCCAUCAAGUGGGGAUUUCGGAUUCACACGUACUAUAAUCGCAGGGGUCAAGAAGAUGCCUUUGGAAAUUGCGGUGGUGGGUUUGCAAGGAAUUUUUCAAGAUGAAGGUUUGAUGAUCCGUCUCCCUCUUGAGCCAUCGCCGAUGAUGAUUGAAGCAUGGAUUCAGUUGAUCUGUCAGUUUAUUUUAUUUGAUUUCAUUUUACUCUUCUUGAGUUUCUUAAGCAUGAAUACUGUCGUUGUUGUCUUCUGCAAUUUUUAUUUGAGUCGGACUCUUACAUUAGGUGGGGGUGAUGAGAGUUUUGCUUUGGCCACGUUAAGCUCAUAUAGACCCAAUACAAGAUCAGCGAAUCAUAUUGCUCUGCCUAGGGUGAUUGAUUCUCCAGCUGGUUCGAAGGUCGGUGGCUGGAAGUGUUUCCUUUAUCUUUUAUAUCUCUUGCUGAAUGUUUUAUUGUCAAUAUAAGCCUCCAUGUUACAAAAAAAGGAAAAAGUAUACGUAUUUAAAAAAAAACAGAGAUCAAUUUAUUUUUUGUUCCUAUUCGAU
Messenger RNA from Cuscuta epithymum, 597 nucleotides. NCBI's taxonomy places the organism in Eukaryota, Viridiplantae, Streptophyta, Magnoliopsida, Solanales, Convolvulaceae. The record is from the annotation of a GenBank genome assembly.